Molecule: messenger RNA, 820 nt
Organism: Mytilus trossulus (common blue mussel)
Lineage: Eukaryota; Metazoa; Mollusca; Bivalvia; Mytilida; Mytilidae
Exons: 4
Coding region: 208-741 (177 amino acids)
Biological process (GO): regulation of DNA-templated transcription
Molecular function (GO): DNA-binding transcription factor activity
Source: RefSeq, a predicted model, not a curated record
AUGAUAAGAUAACGCAAGAUAUAACAAAUUACUAGAAUAAAAGUGACCACUAAGAUGAGCACACGGGUUUAAUAGAGACGCCAUUCGUAACGGUCUCUUGGAUAAGCAUGCAUUACCCAUGUUAAUAAGAAUAGUUAUCUGCGAGCAGCCCAUAUAAUACGCUGACAAAUUUUAAUGAAUGCAUUUCUUGGAUUUUAGUUAUUGCAAAUGCAAGUAGGCAUCAAUUGCAGAAUGGGUGGAAAGGAGAACGAGAAUUCAUUACGUUUACCAUCUGAUGCUUACAAUUACGAUCCUGAUCUAUUCAAUUGUGCAAAGAAAUCGGUUGAAACGAAGUCACUACUACCAAUCCUGAAAGAUGAAAUAAAAUCUAAAAUACAAGCUAAACGUCUUUCUCAGGGAUUAGAAGAACUAAAAGUAGAAUUUGAAAGCAAACCGCAAUCUCCUCUAACAGAAGAAGAAUUAGAAAAACAAAAUCACAGAAAAAUGCAUAAUAGAGUGUCAGCUAAAAAAUGUCGAUGGAAGAAAAAAAUAUUUUAUUCAAAGAAACAACAGGAGCUCCAUGAAUUAGAGAAAAGAAAUCAGCAGUUAAAGAACACUAUAAAUAGAAUAGAAACUGAGAAGGAUUAUUAUAUGUCAAAACUAGCUAGUUCUCCGGAAAUAAUGAACAUUUGUACUGAGUUGUAUGGAGAACCUUUAGAUAUUUUAUGUGAAAUCAAGUCAGACAAUGUGCUAAAUCAUUAGAAUUUAAAUUUCAAUUCAGACAACCUUAGGUCCUCUAUUAUGAUAUUAAUGUAUGUUACCAAUUAAAAAAAAUACUAGA